GAAAGCGGCUCAUGCGCGUUUUUCCGCGAGAGGAGGAAAAUCGAUGACCCGAAUUUAAUAUUUCUUAAGUUUUUUAAAAGCAACCGUCCUCUUUUAUAAAUUCAAUUAAAAAACAUGAUAGAAAGUAGAUUCGGGACAGUGACACCGGUGGGAAUUCGUUCAAUAAAAUAAUGGAAAUUAAAAUGGAACCCCGUCUUUUAGAAUGGCGUUCUUCCAUGUGCUGGCAGAAGUGUUCGUUUAUUUCGAUUUUUGUGGACAGGAUUGGACGUCCUUGAAACCGAUUGUGGUCGACUAUGCCCUGAAACUAAUAAAUACGGCUUGAGACGAGGGCGAAAUUGUAAAUUCCUUUAAUCCGAGGAGGAAUAAUACCAAUAAAACUCUCUUAGAUAUAAAUAAAACAAUGCUUAAAUUCAAACUGUUCAGGGUCUACCUCAGAACUGUAUUAUAUAUAGUCAUAACUUGUUUGACGGUUGUUUUUCUUCUGAAAAUCUGGACGCUCAAUCUCAGCGACAACCCGUACCUGCCCAAAUACGAGCCUCUUAAUUAUGCUAAUAUGACAAUGCCGACGAUAAUGAGCCUGGCGGAGCUGAAAGUAAAAUGGAUAGAACGUAAAAUCUCUAGGCUUUCCGGUGGCUUCGCCGGGGAGAAGGUGCGGCUGGAUUUCGAACCGGUGAAGCAGGUGGACUCGAAAAUCCACGCCUUCUAUUACUCGUGGUACCGUAAUGAGAAAGAGGACGGGAUCUGGAAACAUUGGUUCGCCACAGAUAAAUACCCCGGUCGUCCUUCGGAGUUCAGGACUGCGUAUUAUCCUCGGCUCGGCUUCUAUAGCUCGCAUAACAAAUCUGUAAUCGACAUACACAUGAUGCAGAUGAAAAAGGCUGGAAUUGGUGUAGCGAUAGUUUCAUGGGAGCCUCAUGACCCAAAGGAAAUUUUAAUGAAAACCAUACUCGACACGGCUGACAAGUAUACAAUCAAAAUAGCCCUACACUGGAAGAACACAAUAGAGAUUAACCAAAUUAUAACUAACCUCAACAUAUUUAUAGACACCUUUGGGCAACACAACGCUCUCUAUAGAAUAAAAAGGGCCAGCAAGGAUGACAAGUUUUUACCGGUAAUUUAUAUCUUUGACCCUUUUAUUGAGGAUCCAAUAACUUGGAGUAGUUACUUAAACCCGAAUGGAAACAGGACAAUAAGAAAUUCACAAUUCGAUGCUAUUUUCCUAGGUCUGCUUAGUAGCGUUCAGAACAGGAUUGACAUCAAGCAGGCUCAUUUUGACGGGUUUUAUACUUAUUUUGCCACAAAUGGCUUCACUUACGGUUCAUCCUGGAGGAACUGGAAAACCUUGGGACAAUUUGCAGACAAGAACGGCCUGAUUUUUGUGCCUUGCAUCGCACCCGGUUACAACGAUGGCACACUCAGUACUUAUUUCAGACCAAGGCUGAAUGGAAAUUAUUACGAGAUCGCAUGGAAGAGUGCUUUGGCAGCCAAGCCGUCUGCGAUCGCUAUAAAUUCGUUUAAUUCUUGGGAAGAAGGCUCACAAAUCGAACCCGCAGUACCAAACACGACAAAUGUCUCAAGGUUUUCAGAUUAUGAGAAAGUCAGUGACAACUAUUAUCUUCAGUUCACAGGAUUCUGGGUGAAAUACGCCACUGAAAAUAACAAAUUCUGAUUAUUUUGUGAAUAGGUCAAAAACAUCCUUUUGAGAAAAAUUGAAAUUAUUUUAUGUAGUGCUAAAAACUACUCUGGAGGUUAAAAAAUAAUAAAUUUCCUAUUCUUCAUAAUAAACUCUAUAAGAAUACUCUUAACUUAACAUUAUUGGUUUAUCAUACAUAUUUAAUUGUUCUUGUUAUUUGUUUUAAGUACUGCUUGAAAUUUUGUGCAUAUCAUAUAAAGACAGUUUUAAGUAAAAUACAUUUUAAUAUCAUUUAUCUUUUUUUACAGCAAUAAACAAUCCAAUCAGUUUCUAAAAAUUGGCUAUGCAGAUUGAAUAAUGAUAUUGUGAUUAUACAAUCUAUCAUUUUUCAUUGUUGCAUUUAUGAUUUUUUAAUUUUUUAUGAGUACUCAUCUGCAGUUGUAAAUAUUCUUUGGUUGUUUUAAUUGCAAGUUUAUUUCAAUUUGGCACAUUGCUUUUACGAUUAUGUAUUUCAAAUUCAACAGGUAAUCAUGUAGCAGAUUAUGCGAUUCAUUGUUAUUUAUCCAAUUAAAUAAUAAUUGCAGUAAACAUUUGAAAAAACAAAAUAAACAUGUGAUAAAGUCAUUUGAAAACAGACAAAAAUUCGCAAAAAUGAGGCUUCCAGAAUUAAACAGGGAAAUAUUUAGAGGGUAUUUGGUAGCAGUACUCGGUGUAGGGGCGAUGCUGCUCAUCGGAGGAGCGAUGACUUACCACUCAGAUAGGAGAACAGAAACAUGUAAUGAGAAGCUUAGAAAAAAAGAAGGUCUUCACUAAAUAUGCAAGUCCCGAGAGCAACAAUAAAUUCACAACAGAGAGCGUUAAUUUCUCUCCCUAAUGACUGAAGGCCCAACUGGACGGUUUGGAGAAUGCCUUCUAAAAGGGCUGGCUCUUGUCUCAAUAUCUUUUUCGGAUACAAUUCGCAUACAAACGCUAUUAUCUGUAAAUAAAAAAUACACCAGGAGAAAAAAUUAUUAUUAAA
This is a messenger RNA of Cimex lectularius (bed bug), 2651 nucleotides long. RefSeq names its product glycoprotein endo-alpha-1,2-mannosidase. The record is from RefSeq and is a predicted model, not a curated record. The transcript has 6 exons. Bases 401 to 1669 code for a protein of 422 amino acids. Lineage: Eukaryota; Metazoa; Arthropoda; Insecta; Hemiptera; Cimicidae. Gene Ontology annotation, molecular function: alpha-mannosidase activity. Gene Ontology annotation, cellular component: Golgi apparatus.